CACCAGGCAUAGGGGUGACCCUUUGCGAGCUCCCUGAGACGCCGCGUAUGCAUGUUCAAGCUCCCGCCACGAAACCCGAAGAACGAGAGCUAGUUGCCAUGAAAAAAAUUCCACCCCGGCGAAUUCCGCCCAAAAAUCCGCUGCUGUCCCUGUCUCUGCCAAACAAUUAUGGUACGAUCUGCGGCGUGGUGCCUCUUUGUCCGCUACUUGGACGCAAUGUCGACCAGCUUCAAGCACUUCAAACGCGUGGUGAGAAAUGCUUCCAAGUUCUUGAUUUUUACUGGGCAUGUCUUGGAGAGGUGAGAAGAAGGCGUACGUAGCUCUGCUGUACAAACAGUUGUACAGUUGUACUGCCGUGCUGUAGUACCAGCAAGGGAUAGUUAGCCAACGGCCACAGGCUACUCCGUCUCUUGUUGCCUCGCUCCACUUCCCCCCUGGCCGCCGGCGCGCCUCCGGCGACGUCUCCGCCCGGGGAGAAUGCUGCCCCACGCGCCCUCCCGUUACCCGGGCGCCGCCAAGUUCAAACCCCUCGUCCCCGCCAAACCGCCACUCUCUCCCGCGUCCUCCUCCUCCUCCCGCGGGAACCUCUGCGCCGCCGCCGCCGCCGCCUCCCGCCGCGACUUCCUCCUGCUCGUCCCGUCCCUGGCCGCAGCGUCCACGGCCCUCCAGUACCUCCCCCUCGCGGCCUCCGCCGCGGACGAUGAGAAGCCGGCCCCAACACCGCCGCCAGCUCCGGCCCCAGCACCGGCUCCGGAGCCCGACGGGGAGGCGGCGCUGUCGAGGAUGUACGACGCCACGGUCAUCGGCGAGCCGCAGGCCGUGGGGAAGGACGCGCGCGGGAGGGUGUGGGAGAAGCUCAUGGCCGCGCGGGUCGUCUACCUCGGGGAGGCCGAGCUCGUGCCCGACCGCGACGACCGGGUGCUCGAGCUCGAGAUCGUCAGGAAGCUGGCCGCUCGCUGCGCGGACGCCGGGAGGACCCUCUCCCUCUCGCUCGAGGCCUUCCCCUGCGACCUCCAGGAGCAGCUCAACCAGUUCAUGGAUGGGAGAAUUAACGGCAACAACUUAAGGUUGUACACAUCUCACUGGGCACCGGAGCGCUGGCAGGAGUAUGAACCUCUUUUAAACUACUGCCGUGAUAAUGGAAUCAAGCUUAUUGCAUGUGGAACUCCACUUGAGGUGGUAAGAACUGUCCAAGCAGAAGGAAUCAAAGGCCUCUCAAAAGAGCAGAGGAAGUCGUAUGCUCCUCCAGCUGGCUCAGGCUUCAUUUCUGGCUUUACAUCCAUCUCAGGCCGAUCAUUGAUAGACAAGACUUCAUCCUCUCGUGUCUCUCCUUUUGGCCCUAGCUCAUAUCUAUCUGCACAGGCAAGAGUAGUUGAUGAUUAUACCAUGUCCCAAAUAAUAAUGAAGGAAAUUAGUACUGGAGACCCUUCAGGGAUGCUCGUUGUUGUAACUGGUGCAAGCCAUGUUAUGUAUGGGUCACGAGGGAUUGGUGUUCCUGCCAGAAUAUCUAAAAAGAUGCAAAAGAAAAAGCAAGUUGUGAUCCUUCUUGAUCCUGAGAGGCAAGGUAUAAGGCGAGAAGGUGAAAUCCCCGUAGCGGAUUUAUUGUGGUAUUCUGCUGCCAAGCCAUGCAGUCGAAAUUGCUUUGACCGUGCUGAAAUCGCUAGAGUUAUGAAUGCAGCUGGUAGGAGGCGUGAAGCUCUGCCCCAGGAUAUUCAGAAAGGAAUAGAUCUUGGUGUAGUUUCUCCUGAGAUAUUGCAGAACUUUUUUGACCUUGAGAAAUAUCCUGUCGUGGAUGAAUUGAUUCACCGAUUCCAAGGUUUCCGUGAAAGGUUACUGGCAGAUCCCCAAUUCUUGAAUAGAUUAGCUAUCGAAGAGGGUAUAUCAAUAACUACAGCUGUCUUAGCACAAUAUGAAAAACGGAAAGGACGGUUUUUUGAAGAGAUCGACUAUGUCCUUACUGAUACAAUUAGAGGUUCUGUUGUUGACUUUUUUACAGUCUGGCUUCCUGCUCCUACUAUUUCGCUCUUAUCUAUUGCUGACAAUGGUUCUGGUGAGAGCUUGGAGCUUGUUAGAGGAUUGUUAGGGUCACUGCCAGAUAAUGCAUUUCAAAAGGGUAUCGUGGGCCAGAAUUGGGACAUUAACCAGAGAUUUGCAUCAGUACUAGUGGGUGGUCUGAAACUUGCUGGUGUUGGAUUUGUUUCCAGUAUUGGAGCUGGAGUUGCUUCGGACGUUUUGUAUGCUGCUCGUCGAGUUUUGAGUCCUACAAGUAUAGAGGCAGAACGCCCAAGAGCUCCCAUUUGGAAAGCAGCUUCUGUGUAUAGUGGCUUCCUUGGAACAUCAGCAAAUCUGCGGUAUCAGGUCAUUGCUGGUCUGGUGGAGCAUCGGCUUGGAGAGUAUCUUGUGUCAUACUAUAACCAGCCAUUUCUUGCUAAUGUGCUGUCCUUUGUUGCACGGAUAAUCAAUUCAUACUUUGGAACACAGCAAUGGAUUGAUCUUGCGCGAUCUACAGGCAUCCAAACUAGUGAGGAAGAGCCACCUUCUCCUGACACUCCCAUCUCAUCAGAAAUACCAGUGUUGGAAUGUGGCACGGCAGAAGUACAAAGUACAGACGAUAUUAAUAAGAACCAAUCAGGAAGGAGAACAUGAAAUUUUGAAGAGCAGAGUUUUUAUUUGAGCAUUCUAUUCUUGCGGCUAAAAGGACUUCUUCUACACAUUUCUAGAGUAAAUAUACUAUAUGUACAUCAACAGGAAACAGUCAGAUUUUGAAACACACACGUACACACCAUUUAGACUCUUGAUAUCAUCUUGGAUUGCAUUUGGCAACAGAAGUUGAGUUUCCAUGAGAAAUCCACCCCCCCCCCCCCCCUCGCGCGCGCGCGUGGCAGCCAUGAGUUGUAUUUGAUCAAAAUGAGUUGAAUUCAAGUACAAUUUAUACCAUAACUGGAACUGGUGGAAAUUGGACUGUA
Molecule: messenger RNA, 2966 nt
Organism: Aegilops tauschii subsp. strangulata
Lineage: Eukaryota; Viridiplantae; Streptophyta; Magnoliopsida; Poales; Poaceae
Source: RefSeq, a predicted model, not a curated record